AUGGCCGAAAGUCCGGGCCACGACUUCGCGCAGUUCCAGGAACUUGCACUGCAGCAUUCGGAUCAGGAGGUGGCUGAAGAGCUGAUUCGGCAGCACCUGCACCAUCUGGGCGUGCAAGACGAUGUCCUGGAAGAGUUCUGGACGAAAGUCGCGCCGUGGGUAGGUGCCAAUCGGCGAUCGGGUGAGAGCAGCCCAGAUUCGCUGCUAAUGGAGGUGGUGAGGCAAUGGAAACAGGCGCGGAAGCUUGAGCAUGCCGCCGCAUCUUCUGCGAACGGUGAUUGGUCUUCUCUGGCCAAGAUGAGGUUACGAGCCCGACAGUUCACCGGGGUGCCUGCGGACGGUCAGUGGGAUGCAACGCGGGAGAUGCUUCAAAGGGAGGCAGAGCAGAUCGAUGAGGAGGUGUCUGAGCCUCCGCAGGAAUCGUUUUGGGCCCUUCUGACUGGUCGCCAGACCACUGGAAAUCGACGACGCGAUUUCGACGAAGAGAUGGCUGCCUUGAAGGUCAACGGCUGCGCAAGUCCAUGCUGUUUUUUAGGCUCAGGUGGCUCGCCGGCCGUCAACAAAGGUAAGGAACAAGAUGCCCGGCCACCAGAUUCUGGAUGGUCUGGAUGGUGGUUGAAUGGCCUUAAGAGAAACUCUUUCUGCCGUCAAAUUGGCUCGUUGCUUAGACGCCUGGCGAGCUUCUGCGGCGAAGGCGAUCAAGGCGUGCAAAGCCAGGCCCAAAAACGACGACGGGAUGAACAUUGGCGAGGUGUUAUCUCUCCAACGAGGGAGGGUGGGCUGCGAAAGACCACCUCCCUGCCUUCCUUCGGGAUCUUGAGGGGCGAGACAAGUUCUCCAAGCUCAACGAGCUCCAGAUCGCAUCGGCACCUUAUUGGAUCAGAGGAGUUGGAUGGAGCCGCCAUCCUCCGUGGUAGAGACAUUCAGCUCAUAGGCUUGGCAGAUCACUUGGCGAAGGAAGAAAAAACCCAGAACAUGCACGGGACGUGCAAGGCAGCAUUCAGCAGCGUACUCUGGCUAAAUCUUGAUCGUUUCGCUUAUGAUCGAGUGGCCAAAUGCGGCAAGAAGCGCCAGGUCAAAGUCACCUUCCCGGAGAGGCUCAACACCUGGAUGUUGGCACCGAUGGAGGCACCAUGGGCACAACGAUUGCGAAGUUGUGUCGAAAGUCGGCGAAGCAUUUCGAAGGAGUUGGAUGCGAAUCGCAAAGCUCUGGACGCCACAACAGAGGCAACUCACCAGAUGGCGCUGGCCCCAGUCACAGCCUUGACCAGAGGUAUCAAGGAGGCUUAA
Molecule: messenger RNA, 1290 nt
Organism: Cladocopium goreaui
Lineage: Eukaryota; Dinophyceae; Suessiales; Symbiodiniaceae
Source: the annotation of a GenBank genome assembly